Messenger RNA from Theobroma umbraticum, 981 nucleotides. Its product is annotated as Ribosomal protein L12 family protein. Lineage: Eukaryota; Viridiplantae; Streptophyta; Magnoliopsida; Malvales; Malvaceae. The record is from RefSeq and is a predicted model, not a curated record. Gene Ontology annotation, biological process: translation. Gene Ontology annotation, cellular component: ribosome. Gene Ontology annotation, molecular function: structural constituent of ribosome; mRNA binding.
UUCAUAGCUUCCUUGCAAUUCCAUGAUCUCACUGAACUGAAACAAAAAGCACCUUAAUUGAAAAUUGAAACACGAAGGAAGAAAGGGAAAUGAGAAAUUUACGUUUGUUUUCUUCUCAUUUAACUCGAAUCCGGAAAACUCUUCAUCAAAAUCCAAACAUUUCCUCUGCCAUCCAAUCUUUAAACAACGUUAACCAUACUUUCUCACGAAAUUACACAACCCCAUCACAAGAAUCCACCAAACAAGCUCCUUCCAACAAAGUCGCCGCAAUCGUCGAUGAACUCUCCGGGUUGACUCUGCUCGAAGUCAUGGACUUAACCGAAGUCCUCCGCCAAAAACUGGAUGUUAAAGAGAUGCCAAUAAUGGCAGUGAUGAUGCCGGGCAUGGGAUUUGCUGGGGCCAUGAGAGGUGCCGGGAAAGGUGGGGCUGGUGGGCCCGGGAAAGGGGAAGAGAAGAAGGAGGAAAAGAUGGUUUUUGAUGUGAAACUUGAAGGGUUCGAUGCGGCGGCUAAGAUUAAGGUGAUUAAGGAAGUUAGAGGGUUUACGGAUUUGGGGUUGAAAGAAGCUAAAGAUUUGGUGGAAAAGGCGCCCACUUUGUUGAAGAAAGGGGUUACUAAAGAGGAAGCUGAGAAGAUUAUUCAGAAGAUGAAGGAGGUUGGAGCUAAAGUCUCCAUGGAGUGAGACUUUCACUAAGAGAAAUGGGACAAAGAAGAAGUGCAAGGCAUUUGCAAAUAAUUUGUGAAAAUGCAGGGUAACUGAUAUUGGUGUAUAAUGCCAGGAUUACUGUCAGUGGAGGAGAUCAAUUUAGGGAUUCCUCCUAAAGCAGAACAUUCUUUGCAAAAUUGAUUUGCAGUGCAGCUGAGUUCAUAGUAAUGUUUUUAUUUUGAUCAAUAUCAUUGUAAUUUCUUGAUGAUUCUAAACCAACUGUUGUAGAAUUGAAUUUUGACGACCAAUGAUUUUAUAAACAAUCCUUUCAAUAGUU